This is a messenger RNA of Sodiomyces alkalinus F11, 846 nucleotides long. RefSeq names its product CDP-alcohol phosphatidyltransferase. Gene Ontology annotation, biological process: phosphatidylinositol biosynthetic process. Bases 1 to 846 code for a protein of 281 amino acids. Gene Ontology annotation, cellular component: membrane; Golgi apparatus. The transcript is spliced from 3 exons. Gene Ontology annotation, molecular function: CDP-diacylglycerol-inositol 3-phosphatidyltransferase activity. Lineage: Eukaryota; Fungi; Ascomycota; Sordariomycetes; Glomerellales; Plectosphaerellaceae. The record is from RefSeq and is a predicted model, not a curated record.
AUGAAUGUCAACGGCUCUGCCCACACGGUCCCUGGCGGUGCAGUCAAGGAGAACAUCUUCCUGUUCUGGCCCAAUGUCAUUGGCUACGUCCGGAUCGUCUUGGCGCUUGCCUCCCUCUACUACAUGCCCCUCCACCCUCGAACCUGUUCUCUUCUUUACAGCGUGUCCUGCCUGCUAGACGCUCUUGACGGCUACGCAGCCCGUGCUUUCGAACAAUCCACCCGCUUCGGCGCCGUCCUUGACAUGGUGACGGACCGAUGCACGACCUCUUGCUUGCUAAUGUUCCUGGCUUGUGCCUUCCCGAGAUGGACCAUCGUCUUCCAGGGCCUCCUCGCCCUCGACUUCUCGAGCCACUAUAUGCACAUGUACGCUUCCCUGGUCAUGGGAGGCGCCGAGACGAGCCACAAGAACGUCGACAAGAGCCGGAGCUGGAUACUCAGUCUUUACUACACUAAUAAGACCGUCCUUUUCGUGUUCUGCGCCUUGAACGAGCUCUUCUUCAUCGCCCUCUACCUCCUCUCCUUUUCCUCGCCUCUCCUAUCGCCCUCGCUCCUCAGUAGCGUGGGCGAGGCCAGCGCCGCCCAGAUUCAAGCCGGUGGGCAAGUCAAUUCGUCUCUGCUGGGCCAGAUCUUCGUGAAUCCUUACAGUGCGGCGGCGCUGGAAUUCGCUCGCGCCAACAAGAUGGACUCGUUCUGGCCCUGGGUCCUAGCCGGCGUCAGCUUCCCCGUCAUGGCUGGCAAGCAGCUUAUCAAUGCUGUGCAGCUCGUCAAUGCCAGCAAGUGGCUUGCGGAGGGUGACCUGCAGUCAAGGAAGCAACAGGGCCUGCCGAGGAAGAAGAACGACUAA